Messenger RNA from Diabrotica balteata, 630 nucleotides. NCBI's taxonomy places the organism in Eukaryota, Metazoa, Arthropoda, Insecta, Coleoptera, Chrysomelidae. The record is from the annotation of a GenBank genome assembly.
AUGUUUACAAUAUUGAUUACCUACAAAGAAGGUAGAGUAUCAAGGGAGUAUCAAGUUCUUGUUUUCGCAUCCUUGUUGGCUUUUGCUAAUGCUGGGAUUUAUGGUGAAGCUCCAUUAGCUCUUGCUGGUACUCCUGUAGUAUCAGCUUACUCUUCAAGCCCACUGUUGACGGCUCCUGCUAUAUCCAAAUCUGUUGUUCAAACAUACACAAGCCACGCUGCCCCUGUAGCUGUUGCUGCUCCAGUUGUUGCCAAAGCUGCCCCAUUGGUGUCCGCAUAUUCCGCUCCACUGGCUCUACCAGCACAUGGACCAGUAUUGUCUGCUUACUCAUCUCCGUUAUCCUACGCCGCACCUGCACCUGUUGUUUCAACUUACUCUUCUCCAGUUGUUUCCGCUUACUCGUCCCCCGUUGUAUCUGCUUACUCGUCCCCCGUUGUAUCUGCUUAUUCAGCUCCAGUUGUUGCCAAAAGUGUAGCCAAUGUAGCUUAUCCUUCACAUGGUCCAGUGGUAUCCGCCUACUCUGCACCAAUUGUUACUAAAAGUUUAUCUCCAGCACCAAUUGCUUAUGCCGGACAUGUAGCUCCAGUAGUAUCUGCUUAUUCUGCUGGACAUAUUGCACAACCUUGGUAA